GUCUUUUCUUCUCUCCCUUCCCCUUUAUUUUGUUCUUCUUCUUCUUCUCUUUUUUUUUAAUUGCUGUUAAUUCCCUUGCUUGGUUGCUCUUAAGAAUCACUCAAUGUCAUUUUCAAAGAAGAAAGGAAAAGGUUCACCUUCACCUUCAUCCCUAAGAGACGAUGAAUAUAGUCAGGUCAUCGAAGGCAUCAAGAAGAUCUACAAUUCAAAAAUCAAACCAUUGGAAACAACCUAUAAUUUUGAAGGAUUCCAUUCUGCACCAUUAACCGACUCUGAUAUUGACGCAAAGCCUAUUAUAUUGCUUAUUGGACAAUAUUCAACGGGAAAAACAACUUUCAUUCGUUACCUUCUUGACAAAUCUUAUCCUGGAGAGCAUAUUGGUGUUGAACCAACCACAGAUAGAUUUGUGGCUGUUAUGCAUGGCGAAGAGGACCGUGUGAUGCCAGGAAAUGCUGCUGCUGUUAACCAAGAUUUACCUUUCCGGGGUCUCAAUCGAUUUGGACAAGCAUUUUUAUCAAGAUUCCAAGUGUCCCAAACAAAUUCGCCUACAUUGGAGAAUAUGACAAUCAUAGAUACUCCGGGUAUUUUGGCUGGUGAUAAGCAACGCAUCGAACGUGGCUAUGAUUAUACCCAAGUAAUUGAAUGGUUUGCCCAGCGUGCCGAUCUUAUCAUUCUCAUGUUUGAUUCCCACAAACUCGACAUCUCAAACGAAUUCAAACUGGCCAUCCACAGUCUACGUGGCCAGGAAGAAAAGGUUCGAGUUGUUCUGAACAAGAGUGACAUGGUCAACCAGCAACAAUUGAUGAGAGUGUAUGGCGCCAUGAUGUGGUCUCUUGGAAAAGUAGUACAGACACCCGAAGUCAUGCGCGUGUUCUUGAGUUCUUUCUGGACAGAAAAACCACCCAACAGUUUUGAGGAUUGCCGUGAAUUAAUUGAAGCAGAAUCAAAGGAUCUGUUGCGUGAUCUUAAAGAAUUGAAGAGAAACGCUGCAAUUCGAAAGAUCAAUGAGAUUGUGAAAAGAGCACGCCUGGCCAGAGUUCAUGCUCUUAUUAUCAGUCAUUUAAAGAAAGAAAUGCCAGCUAUGUUUGGCAAAAAGAAGAAGCAGGAGAACCUGCUGAAGAACCUAGAACAAGAGUUCAUGAAGAUCCAGCAAAGACACCAUCUUCCAGCUGGUGAUUUCCCUAAUCCAGAGAAGUUCCGACAGAGUCUGUCAGUGUACGACAUGGACAAAUUUAAACCAUUGAAAGAGGAGCUUAUUGAGCGAGUAGACGAGGCAUUGUCUGUGGACUUGCCGCGCCUGAUGCACAUGUUCCCAAUGAGCAACCCGCAGCUCGAUCAGUCGCAGCGUAACCCGUUCGAGACCCAGGCCAGUCCGGGAGAGUUACCUCCUUCUUACUGGCACUUUGCUUCGAUUGACAAGGCUUCUUAUAUUCCGGUCUUUAACCAACUGGGACCACGUGAGGGAAAAAUCCCGGGAGGAAGUGUCAAGCCAGUAUUGGUUCAGAGUGGACUACCGACCGACACUCUUGCCCAGAUCUGGACCCUAUCUGAUUUUGACGAUGAUGGUUACAUGGACAUUGAUGAGUUCUCUAUUGCCAUGCAUUUGAUAAAGGCAGUCAAGAACGGAGGCACGCUUCCAGAGAAAAUACCAACCACACUGCUUCCCAACCGAAAAUUCUAAAAAAUAAUAAUAAUCAUCAUCAUCAUAAUCAUAAUAAUAAUAAUAAUAAUAAUAAUAACGAAGAAUAUAUCUAACUUUUUAAGCCCUAAUUUAUUCCCCUUUUUUUGAUAUAUAUAAAUAUAUCAUUUUAUUCUU
This is a messenger RNA of Phycomyces blakesleeanus NRRL 1555(-), 1816 nucleotides long. RefSeq lists its product as hypothetical. Lineage: Eukaryota; Fungi; Mucoromycota; Mucoromycetes; Mucorales; Phycomycetaceae. The transcript has 6 exons. Bases 104 to 1681 code for a protein of 525 amino acids. Gene Ontology annotation, biological process: endocytosis; endosomal transport. The record is from RefSeq and is a predicted model, not a curated record. Gene Ontology annotation, cellular component: plasma membrane; cytoplasm. Gene Ontology annotation, molecular function: GTP binding; protein binding; calcium ion binding.